This is a messenger RNA of Vombatus ursinus (common wombat), 2077 nucleotides long. RefSeq names its product adenosine A2a receptor (gene ADORA2A). Lineage: Eukaryota; Metazoa; Chordata; Mammalia; Diprotodontia; Vombatidae. Gene Ontology annotation, biological process: adenylate cyclase-activating G protein-coupled receptor signaling pathway; G protein-coupled adenosine receptor signaling pathway. The record is from RefSeq and is a predicted model, not a curated record. Bases 535 to 1731 code for a protein of 398 amino acids. The transcript is spliced from 4 exons. Gene Ontology annotation, cellular component: membrane. Gene Ontology annotation, molecular function: G protein-coupled adenosine receptor activity.
UGGACCUUCUCACCCAGCAAGGUUGAAGGAAAGCACUAGUGUGCCCAGCUCUGCAGAUCCAGAGCGACUGAGCCAGCCGGCAAGGAAACACCUGCAAACAGACAGGGGAUGUCAUUGUCACCUCCCACCUGCCUCCCGUGGAGGUUCUGAGGUUCCCCUGAACAUCAGCGCAGCCCCUCCACCAAGGACCCGCUCCCCUAACUCCUACUGGCACAGGCAGGUUCCGCGGUCACUCCAAGGUAGAGGAGAGCUGCCAACGCACGAGGCCCUUCUUCUCCCGAAGCCAUGGCCAUGUGACCGGGAGGACACAUGCAGUGAGGACAGCCCUUCCCCCCUCCUCAAUGCUGGCUCCCAGACGCUGGGGAGUGGUCCAGGGGGGCUGGCGCCUCAGGGCAGGCCAGAGCCCCCCAGAGCCUCUGCCCUCCAUAGCCCCCCGCCUGUGACCCCCCCCCGGCGCUGGGGCUGCAGCUAUGGACCCAGAGCUGGCCCGGCCCUCGGUCUCUCUGAGCCAGCCCUCCCGCCCCUCCUGGCGCCAUGGCUCUCUCCAUCUCCUGGGACGUGGUCUACAUCGUGGUGGAGGUAGUCAUCGCCGUGCUGGCGGUCUUGGGCAACGUGCUAGUGUGCUGGGCAGUCUCGAUGAACACCAACCUGCAGAACGUCACCAACUACUUCGUGGUGUCCCUGGCGGCGGCCGACAUCGCCGUGGGGGUGCUUGCCAUCCCCUUCGCCAUCACCAUCAGCACCGGCUUCUGCGCGGCCUUUCACGGCUGCCUCUUCAUCGCUUGCUUUGUGCUGGUCCUUACUCAGAGCUCCAUCUUCAGCCUGUUGGCCAUUGCCAUUGACCGCUACAUUGCCAUCCGCAUCCCACUCAGGUACAACGGCUUGGUGACCGGCACGCGGGCCAAGGGCAUCAUUGCCAUCUGCUGGGUGUUGUCCUUCAUCAUCGGCCUGACGCCCAUGCUGGGCUGGAGCCGGUGCGUGGAGGCCGCGGCAGCGGGCAAUAGCUCCGAGCCCCCGCACUGCAGUGUGGGCCAGAUGCCGUGUCUUUUCGAGGCGGUGGUCCCAAUGGACUACAUGGUCUACUACAACUUCUUUGCGUGUGUGCUGCUUCCUCUGCUGCUCAUGUUGGCCAUAUACCUGCGCAUCUUCAUGGCGGCCCGGCGACAGCUGAAGCAGAUGGAGAGCAAGCCGGCAGCGGGCGAGCGCUCGCGCUCCACGCUGCAGAAGGAGGUGCACGCGGCCAAGUCGCUGGCCAUCAUCGUGGGCCUCUUCGCCAUCUGCUGGCUGCCCCUUCACAUCAUCAACUGCUUCACCCUCUUCUGCCCAGAGUGCCCGCACGCGCCCCCCUGGCUCAUGUACCUGGCCAUUGUUCUCUCGCACACCAACUCCGUGGUGAACCCCCUCAUCUACGCCUACCGCAUCCGCGAGUUCCGCCACACCUUCCGUAAGAUCCUCCGCAGCCACGUGGCCCGGGCCUCCACCCCGCGCGGCCGGGACUGCGGCCAGGGCCAGGAGCGCGUUAGUCUCCAGCUCAAUGGGCACGGCGCUGGCCUCUGGGCCAAUGGCGGCACGCCCAGGCCAGACAGGGCGACCACAGCCCUGGAGCCCGAGGGUAGGGGCUCGAGACACGGCUGUGGCCUCCAGGACGUGGAGCUCCUGAACCUGGAGCUCCCGGGGUCUCACCCCACAAGCCCUGGCCUGGAGGGGCCCCCACCAGCCGGCAUCUCCUGACAUUGGCCACGGAUUUGGCUGAAAGAGAAUCUUUGACCCUCUGGUGGCCAGAGGAGAAGUGGGUCUGCAUCCCAGGAGGAGGUCUGGCCUGGAUGGGGGGUGCCCAGCUAGGGACUGGGGGACCUUCCUCAGGCUGGCCUCCUGAGUCAGCCUGGCUCUUGGCCACCACCGGACAAUCUGCGUCCUGCCUCAGUGACCCAGAGUGGGCCUGGGGAGCAGGGAGCUGCGGGGCCUUCAGGAGGAGGUAGACUGAGGGAAGGACCCCUGGGGUGCUUUCUGGAUCCUGGCUGCCCUCCUGGAUGCCUCUGGUCCUGCUGCAGAGGUGGCCUUGGGUGUGUCACUGGCC